This is a messenger RNA of Jatropha curcas, 1844 nucleotides long. Its product is annotated as pentatricopeptide repeat-containing protein At2g20710, mitochondrial. The record is from RefSeq and is a predicted model, not a curated record. Gene Ontology annotation, cellular component: mitochondrion. NCBI's taxonomy places the organism in Eukaryota, Viridiplantae, Streptophyta, Magnoliopsida, Malpighiales, Euphorbiaceae. Gene Ontology annotation, molecular function: protein binding.
UUCUUCAACGAUAAUUCUCAAAAACCUCUGCUGCUGAAAAUUUUUUUCAUUUUCUAAUUUCCUCUUUUGGUAAUGGUAGCACAAUGAAGCUCCUUUUGCAAUUGAAUCCAAACCUCUGUCGCCGUGCCCAUCGAGUUUUAAGGAAUCAGUUUUCCUGUACUUAUUCCUCCUCCUCUUCCUCCUCUUCGGCGCCAAGCUCUCUGUAUCGUAGGAUCUUGGGGGCGGGAGGUCCAGCGGUCUCCGUGGUGCCUGUUCUCGAGAAAUGGCUCGACGAAUGCAACGACAUUAAGCGAUCUGAGCUGCAGAAAAUCAUCAAGAACCUUUGUAAGAAUCGCCGGUAUGGGCACGCUCUUCAGAUAUCACAAUUUAUGAAUGACGGACUGUGCUUUGACUUGUCACCUGGAGAUGCUGCAGUUCAGUUGGAUUUAAUUUCAAAAGUUUAUGGCAUAGAAGAAGCAGAGAAAUAUUUUAGCGGCAUUCCUGAAAAUUCAAUAAGCUACGUGGUUUAUUGUGCUCUUUUAAAUUGCUAUGUACAUCCUAAACAUUUGGAAAAAGCAGAGGCUCUCAUCGAAAAGAUGAAUGAGUUGGGGUUCAUAAAAAGUUCGCCAUCGUACAAUUUAAUACUAAAUCUUUAUUCUCGGAUGGGCAAAUAUGAGAAACUAGAUGGCCUGCUACAAGAGAUGCAAGAAAAAGGCAUUACUAGUGACUUGUUUACGGUCACAAUCCUGUUAAAUGCUUAUGUAGCCUCUUCUGACAUUGAAAAAAUGGAAAAACUUCUAAUGAAGAUUGAAGCGGAGGCUCACAUUAGCAUGGACUUCAUAUCUUAUGCUGUUGCAGCGAAUGGUUAUUUGAAAGCUGGCCUAAUUGAAAAGGCUUUAACGAUGUUGAGGAAAUCAGAGCAGCAGCUGAUUAAUAUUAACUCAAAAAGGUUUGCUUAUAACACUCUCCUUACUUUAUAUGCUGCUGCACGUAGUAAAACUGAAGUUUAUCGUAUUUGGGAUUUAUAUAAGAACGAGGGGUUCUUUAAUGAAGGCUAUAUACGGAUGAUAGGUUCAUUGGUGAAGUUGGAUGAUAUGGCAGGUGCAGAGAGGAUUUGGGAGGAGUGGGAUGUUGGGAAGAUAUCAUUUGACAUUCGCAUUCCACAUUUUAUGAUCAAAGCUUAUUGCAAAAAAGGUCUUUGGGAAAAGGCCGAGGCAGUCAUAAACAAGAUUAUAGAAAAUGGGAUGGAACCUAAUGUGACCGCAUGGGAUUGUGUGGCAGCUGGAUAUUAUAGAGUUGGUCAGAUGGCAAAGGCAGUAGAAGCAAUAAAGAAAGCAGUUUCAGUAAGUAAACCAGGGAAAGAGCCACGCUUUUAUAAUGUACAGGCAUGUCUUGUGUAUUUGAAAGGUCAGGGAGACGUGGAAGCUGCAAAAGAGCUUUUGAAGAUGAUUAAGGAGACUCGUUGUUACUCAGCAGAUGCUUAUGAUAAACUGUUAAGUUGCAUUGAGGAAGAAAAACUGACAACCAAUGCUUUUGAUGGAGGGGUGGAGAAUGAUCAGACUGGUGGAAAACCACCUAAAACCUUGGAGUAAACAGACAAGGGAAGUUCCUGAAUUAUGAUGGCAUGUUAAAAAAAAUUAUGACAAACUAGUAAUUUGCUAUGACUGUUAGCUAUUGAAACGCUUAGUGUUCAUCUAUCUAGAUUCUCUCUGUUCUUUUGGGUUCUUCAAGGUUUUUAUAGAAAUACAUUUUGAUGUACCAAACAGAAUUUUCUACAGAAAAUGGAGCUGACUUCAGUUUUGUAGUUCUUUUUGGCAAAUUGGAGUUUGUACAGAAAAUGUAGCUGGCUCCAGUCUUGUUAUUUA